Messenger RNA from Oxyura jamaicensis (ruddy duck), 1788 nucleotides. RefSeq names its product choline kinase beta (gene CHKB). The transcript is spliced from 11 exons. Gene Ontology annotation, cellular component: cytoplasm. Lineage: Eukaryota; Metazoa; Chordata; Aves; Anseriformes; Anatidae. The coding region runs from base 69 to 1172 and encodes 367 amino acids. Gene Ontology annotation, biological process: CDP-choline pathway; phosphatidylethanolamine biosynthetic process. The record is from RefSeq and is a predicted model, not a curated record. Gene Ontology annotation, molecular function: ethanolamine kinase activity; choline kinase activity.
UGCCCGGUGCCGUCAGGUUGAGCGUGGUGGGCCGGUGCUUCUGCGUCUCCUCCAGGGCGGGCGAGGGGAUGGGCGAGGCUGAAGGGGACGGUGGAGCUUCCAGCUCGUUGCCCUCCUCCUCCUCCUCUUCUUCCUCCUCUUCCUCAUUGUCGUCGAUCAUCUCGAACUCCUGGAAGUCAUCGCCCCCGACGCGUGCCCGUGCCCGCAGCGGGGGGCUCAGCAACCUGCUCUUCAAGUGCGCGCUGCCCGAGCACAUCCUCAGUGUGGGCGACGAGCCCCGGCAGGUGCUGCUGCGCGUCUACGGGGCCAUCCUGCAGGGCGUGGACUCGCUGGUGCUGGAGAGCGUGAUGUUCGCCAUCCUGGCGGAGCGCGCGCUGGGGCCGCGGCUCUACGGCGUCUUCCCCCAGGGGAGGCUGGAGCAGUACAUCCCGAGCCGUCGGCUGCGGACCGAGGACCUGCGGGACCCCGACAUCUCCAAGGAGAUCGCGGUGAAGAUGUCGCGCUUCCACGGCAUGGUGAUGCCCUUCAACAAGGAGCCCAAGUGGCUCUUCGGGACCAUGGAGCGGUACCUGAAGCAGAUUUCGGAGCUCACCUUCUCCGAGGAGGGGCAGCUGAAGAAGCUGAACCAGCUGAAGGCCUACAACCUGCAGCAGGAGAUGAGGAGCCUCAGGGAGCUGCUGGAGGCCACCCCCUCGCCCGUCGUCUUCUGCCACAACGACGUGCAGGAGGGGAACAUCCUGCUGCUGGCCGGGCACGAGGCCUCCCCCUCGGACAAGCUGAUGCUCAUCGACUUCGAGUACAGCAGCUACAACUACCGGGGCUUUGACAUCGGCAACCACUUCUGCGAAUGGGCGUACAACUACACCCACGGGUCCUGGCCCUACUUCAAGGCUUCUCUGGAGAACUACCCCAGCCGGCAGCAGCAGCUGCAUUUCAUCCGGCACUACCUCUCGGAGGACUCGGGGCGGCGCGGGGACACGACGCACGAGGAGCAGGCUCGCAUCGAGGAAGAGAUGCUGACGGAGAUCAACCGGUUCGCUUUGGCCUCUCACUUCUUCUGGGGCCUCUGGUCCAUCGUCCAGGCGAAGAUCUCCACCAUCGAGUUCGGGUACCUGGACUACGCCCAGAGCCGCUUCGAGGCCUAUUUCCAGCACAAGGCGCAGUGCUGCUGAGACCGACCGGAUCCCUGGCCCUGCCUGUGCCCCCCUGCAGCCCCCCGCCCAUGCCGUGGGGCCACAGACACAGCACCCCCUCCCACGGGGGGCUGCAAGGGGCGGCCGUGGGCUGGUCCCUGCCGUGGCUGCCCUGCGGAGGAUGGGGACGCGGCACACUCCGGGGCUGCAUCAUGGCAUGGGGCGAGCUGUGGGGCCGCCUGGGUGCGUGGGGAAAGGGGACAACCCCCCCCCCAAAAGAGGGGCCCCGCCGGGGGGGCCCCCCCCCCCCCCCCCCAUGCCCCUGUAGCCCUGGCCUCCCCCUGCAGGCACAAGGUGGGGCUGGGGCCGUGGGCACCACACCCGUGGGACCCCCUCUGUCCCCCCCUGGAGCAGGAGGGGUCGCAGGUGGCUGCGUGGGGUCCUGCCCGCUGCAAGGGCUGCGCGUGGAGGUGCUGGGGGCAGGGGUGGGGGGCUCUGCACGUGCAUCUCACCCCCCCAGCUCUCCCCCUGUGCCCCCCUCUGCCUGGCUCCUUGCUGCCUUGGCUGCGCAGCCGCUGCUUGGCGGGGCUGGGGGCUGGGGGCCCCCCGACAGCAGAAUGUACAGUCCUGGACCAAUAAACGCUGCGGUGGUGCA